UGGAUACGUGGCCCCCAGAUGUGUACCGGCUACUUGAAUUUGCCAGAGCAGACACGUGAGUUCUUCACCGAGGACGGCUGGGCAAAGACAGGUGACAUCGGGUACGAGGAUGAGGACGGGUACCUGUUUGUGGUGGACAGACUCAAGGAACUCAUUAAGGACAAGGCAUUCCAGGUCGCCCCAGCAACCCUCGAGGACAUCCUGCUACGUCAUGACGCCAUCGCUGAUGUCGGAGUCGUCGGCAUGCCGGAUGUGGAGGCCGGGGAACUCCCUCGCGCGUACGUCGUAAGGAAACAUCAGAGGGAAGUCAGCGCUGAGGAAAUCACGAAGUUUGUAAAUGGCCAAGUGGCACCCCACAUGAAGCUUCGGGGCGGGGUGGAGUUUGUUACGGAAAUUCCGCGCACCGCUUCAGGCAAGAUCCUCCGAAGGUCGCUUCGGGAACGCGCAAGGGAGCUUGCAGCAAAACAAGCGUCUGAGUUGAAGUGAUGUUCGGUUCUUCCUGUUUCAUAAUGCAAUGCCAUACGCCAGAGAUUAUUGUUAGAAAAUAAUAGUAUUUUUGUUUAAAAUAAAACAUAUUUAUCAUAACAUUUACCAACACAUCAUUUUAAAGACGUAGUGUAUGCUUAUAUAAUUACCGAUAUGUUAUUAUUAUUCUAGUAUUAUAGGUAUAUCAUAAUCAAUAAUAACAGGCAGACAUAUUACACAUUUGACAAAUGUAAUGAGGCUUAUCAGUUUUACGCUGCCGUUUAACUCGUUGCUUUGUAGGUAGUGGUAUAACCCCGACUGCAGCCAAAAGGACAUUGGUUUGAUGUCUAAUGCUUUUAUAUCUAAUGCUUUUAUAUGCAACAUGACUGUGCAGAUUGUAUUAUAGUUUUACUGAUUCUUGGUCUUCGAUCAAAUAGUUUAUCACAAAAGAAAACUUACCAUUGUUUUGGGAACGACACCACGUGUAACAUGGUGGUAACUAGUGAUUUACGUACGCAUAGCAACGGUAUGGUAAACUAUAGUGUUGACAGAAAUAUAUAAGCUAUAUUAUCAAUAUUAAGCAGCAGAAUACAAACUACCACUACCACAAAGAGUUUCGUCUUCAUUCAGGUGAAACCAAGUAAAGUAUAAUCUACACAAAUAUAUAAGACUACAGCUAAGCAGGCCCCGCCUCACUUGGAAUUCCUCAUUGUCAACGAUAACGUUAGAUGAAAAAUACAAUGCCUGUAGAAUGUUAUAGUCUCAUUAUAAUAUUUACGAUUGUCCAGCUUUUUUGGCAGAGCAUGGAUGACACUAUUUUGUUUCCCACAUGAUUAAUUGUUAGAUUUAUAAUAUCGAACAGUUACUAUGUAGCCUAAACAACAAAUGUGAAAGUAAAAGUAUGUCAAAUCUCUUGGUUGUUGAAACAAAUUCAGAUUGCAUUUUUCUAUGAAAUGCGUGAAAUUUGGUAAAUGAAAUAUUAAAGGAACAA
Mya arenaria is the source of this 1456-nucleotide messenger RNA. RefSeq names its product luciferin 4-monooxygenase-like. The record is from RefSeq and is a predicted model, not a curated record. Lineage: Eukaryota; Metazoa; Mollusca; Bivalvia; Myida; Myidae. Gene Ontology annotation, molecular function: CoA-ligase activity. The transcript has 3 exons. Bases 19 to 486 code for a protein of 155 amino acids.